AUGUGGUCUCAAAAGCAUGCAAUUCUACUCUUGUUUUCAGUCACACUUUUUUCUCUGUUCCAUUUCCAUGUUUCUGCGGUGAAAAAGUCUUACAUAGUGUACUUGGGAUCACACGACCAUGGUGAAGGAGUUACCAAUGCUGAUUUUGAACGAGUGUCAGACACUCACCAUGAAUUCCUUCAAUCCUAUUUGGGAAGUUUGGAGAAAGCGAAAGAUUCAAUGAUAUAUUCAUACACAAGGAACAUCAAUGGCUUCGCUGCAAACCUCGAAGAACAUGAGGCUGCUGACAUUGCAGAUCAUCCAAACGUUGUGUCAGUGUUCUUAAACAAAGGAAGAAAACUACACACUACACAUUCAUGGGAAUUCAUGUCGCUGGAACAGAAUGGUGUUGCUCCCUCUAGUUCGCUCUUUAGAAAAGCCAGAUUUGGUGAAGAUACUAUUAUUGGGAAUCUUGACACUGGUGUAUGGCCAGAAUCUCCUAGCUUUAGAGAUGAGGGGAUAGGACCCAUUCCUUCAAGGUGGAAAGGAACUUGCCAGAAUGAGAUCACUGGCUUUCCUUGCAACAGGAAGCUCAUAGGAGCAAGGUACUUCAACAAAGGUUAUGCAGCCAAUGCAGGGCCAGCAGCAUUGACAAACAUUACACUUAACACUGCAAGAGACUAUGAAGGUCAUGGAUCUCACACGCUAUCGACUUUGGGAGGAAACUUUGUUCGUGAUGCAAGUGUCUUUGGCUUGGGUAAUGGAACUGCCAAAGGUGGUUCUCCUAAAGCCAGGGUUGCCGCUUACAAGGUGUGCUGGCCACCAUUAGUUGAUGGCGGCGGUGGGUGUUUUGAUGCAGAUAUCUUGGCAGCAUUUGACAUGGCUAUCCAUGAUGGUGUUGAUGUUCUGUCCCUCUCUCUUGGAGACACUCCUUCUGAUUACUUUGAUGAUGGUGUUUCAAUUGGAGCAUUUCAUGCUGUGAACAAGGGCAUCACUGUGUUGUGCUCAGCUGGGAACUCUGGACCAAUACCAGGAACUGUUACAAAUAAUGCACCUUGGAUAUUAACAGUCGCUGCAAGCACCUUGGAUAGAGAGAUUGAUACUGUUGUUGAACUCCAGAAUGGACACCAAUUCAGGGGAGCAAGCCUUUCUGAAGCUUUGCCAGAAGACAAGCUUUACCCUCUCAUUAGUGCUGCACAAGCAAAAGUAGCAAACGCAUCAGUUGAAAAUGCUACUCUCUGUAUGGUUGGAUCAAUUGACCCACGGAAGGUGAAGGGCCAAAUAUUGGUUUGUCUGAGAGGUAUAUCUCCAAGAGUGGAAAAGAGCCUUGUUGCUUUUGAGGCUGGUGCAGCAGGAAUGAUUCUUUGCAAUGAUGAGCUUAGUGGUAAUGAGCUCAUUGCUGAUCCUCAUUUCCUGCCUUCAUCCCAAAUCAGUUAUGAAGAUGGUCUUGUUGUCUUUGCCUACAUCAAUUCAACCAAGAAUCCACUAGGAUAUAUUCAUCCACCCACAACCAAGUUGCAAAUAAAGCCUGCUCCAUCCAUGGCAAGCUUCUCUUCUAGAGGCCCCAACACAAUCACACCAGAGAUCCUCAAGCCUGAUAUCACUGCUCCUGGUGUGAACAUCAUUGCUGCAUACACAGGAGCGGCUAGCCCGACAGAGUUGGAUUAUGAUACGCGUAGGGUUCCUUUUAUCACCAUGUCCGGAACAUCCAUGUCCUGCCCUCAUGUGGCUGGAGUUGUUGGCCUUCUCAAGACCCUCCACCCUCACUGGAGUCCAUCAGCUAUUAAGUCUGCAAUAAUGACAACUGCUAGGAUAAGGGACAACACUGGAAAGCCAAUUCUUGAUGGCAAUAAUGCAAAGGCAACACCAUUUGCAUAUGGCUCUGGUCACAUUAGACCAAACCGUGCCAUGGAUCCUGGCUUGGUCUAUGACUUAACCAUCAAUGAUUACCUGAACUUCCUUUGUUAUCGUGGUUAUAACCAGACACAGAUAAAGAUGUUCUAUGGUACUCCUCAUCACUGUCCUGAUAGAAUCAACAUCCUGGAUUUCAACUACCCUACCAUAACAAUACCAAAAAUUUAUAGCCCAAUUACAUUGACCAGAAAGCUGAAAAAUGUUGGUGCACCAGGGAAUUACACUGCUAGCCUCCGUGUACCUGCAGGCCUAGCAAUAUCUGUGGAGCCUAAUGUCUUGAAAUUUGACAAGAUUGAUGAAGAGAAGAGCUUCAAGUUGAGUGUUGAAGUUACAAGACCAGGUGCGGCUACAGUGUUUGGAGGGUUAACUUGGUCAGAUGGUAAACACUAUGUUAGGAGUCCAAUUGUAGUUGGAGGUGUUAGAGGUUAGGUCAUUAGAUGUGGAUUAAUUGGAAGCAACUAGGGAUGAGAAUUUUUUAUUUUUUAUUUUUAUUGUUGAGAGAUUGGGAAAAAGAUAAGUAAGUGCAUGGCUUGGAGAUGUUGAUUUUGUAAUUUUCUUCUUAUUAGACAUAAAUUCCUGCUCAGGAAAUUGUAAUUUGUGAUUUUUGGUCCUUUUACUUUGGACUACGAGUGAUUUGGUCCUCCUAUUUGUUUUUCGAGUUGAUAAAGUCCUU
Lotus japonicus is the source of this 2566-nucleotide messenger RNA. Its product is annotated as subtilisin-like protease SBT5.4. The record is from RefSeq and is a predicted model, not a curated record. The coding region runs from base 1 to 2322 and encodes 773 amino acids. NCBI's taxonomy places the organism in Eukaryota, Viridiplantae, Streptophyta, Magnoliopsida, Fabales, Fabaceae. Gene Ontology annotation, biological process: proteolysis. Gene Ontology annotation, molecular function: serine-type endopeptidase activity. The transcript is spliced from 11 exons.